UUUUUAAGUUUUGAUAUAUGCGGUUGAGUUGAGCAAUAUUCAAUUAUGAGUUGAUUGAGUUAAUUUUGAGAGGUUUAGUGUUUAAAACCUUCAACCGCAACGACCAGCAGCCUUCUACAGUUGUUCCCAACACAGAGACAACCCAAUCAAAAACCCUUUCCAUCCCCAGUCUUAGUAUCACUUUCCAGUUUCCAAUUCCCACUCUCCCAAACAAUAAAAUUUUCAAUUUUUUUGAUGAUCAUUAAUCAUAAUCGAUUUUCCUCUUCGAUAUUCCCCGUAAUUAUAUAUUCCCUUCUGAAUUUCCCCAGUACCAAUACAACAGAUGAUGAAUGCCCAUCAAAAUUGUUGUGAAUAUUGACAUCCAAAGGAAACUAUGCAAGAACAAAAGCAAGAACACCAAUAUGAUAUUGAUGGAUGAAAAGAGAUUUGUCUCAUGGGAGGAACGGAUUAUUUCGAAGGAAAAAGGUAAUCGUAAAGUUCAUUAUUACCUUAUUGAUUCAAUGGAGGAGUCUGUGCUGGCUGUUGAAGGCACUGAAAGGAGUAUUAGACAUAUGUUAUAUGUUGUUUCUGAAGAAUUUAUUAAUGAUUAUGCCUCCUUUACUAAUGUUAAUACUAUCACCAAAUGGCGGUCUCGAAGAGAAGUCAUAGAUUGGCUCUCUGAGGUAGUCUCGAAACAGCAAAAGUCGCGGUCUGAAUUAUCAGAUGAUGGUUUUGUGCAGCCUUUUCAGGUUUGCGUUCGUAAAUCGAACAGUCUUUUGAUAUCUCAUUCCCCUGUGAUGCUUCCCAGGAAGUUGAAGGCUGAAAAUUCCGAUAUUGUGUGGAACGGAAAAGGUUGGACUUGUUCCAAACAACUCAUGCAUUACCCAUCUUUGAACCGAGCAGGGUUAAUCAUAUCUGUGCAUUCCUUCGUGUUCAUCAUGUCUUCAGAAGGAAAUCGUUACCUUGGUUACUUAGAAGAUAUGUACGAGGAUAAUAAGACGCAAAAGAAAGUAAAAGUGCGGUGGUUCUAUCUUGAUGAGGAAAUUUUAAGUUUAGUGUCUGUGCUGGAUGCCCAUCCCCGGGAAGUAUUUAAAACACCUUAUGUCCAAGCGAUUAAUGCGGAAUGUAUCAAUGGACCUGCUAGCGUCUUAACUCCCCAACAUUACGAGCAAUGUUUGUCUAUUCUACCGCAUUCUAUCUUGUGCCGGGUACAUUUUUGCUUCAGACAGUUAAAAAAGACAGAGAUCAGACCUUUUACUGUGAGCAAACUGCUGGGUUAUCGUAAUCAAGCAGCUUUAUCUUGUAUAAAACAUCUUUUCUCUAAGAAGAAGACCAAGGAUCAUAAUUUUAGCGAGGGUCAGCAAGGAAACUCAGCUAUUGGGAAUGUUCAUAAAAAAGCUUAUAAAAGAAAGAGGCUUUAUGAAGACCAAAAGGGUGAUGUCAAAGUACGAGGUUGUAGUAAAAAGAUGUGUAGAGCUGAAACCAGUCCCGCUGUAUUGGGGAGUGAAAUGAUAAAAGCGGUGUCAUCGUACCGAAAGCUGAAGAUCACGUUUGCUGGGAGAACAGUGGAGCUUGGAACAAAUGUAGAAAGGCAUCAUGACGUUGAUGCGUCUACUUCAUUUAAGAUCGAUGAUGAGAUAGAGCUUCUUUGUCAAGAUAGUGGUGUCCGAGGUUGUUGGUUCAGAUGCACGGUUUUGGAGACCUCCCGGAAGAAUUUGAAAGUUCAAUAUUGUGAUCUGGAGGAUGCUGAUCAAUCCGGAAAUUUGCAGGAGUGGGUUACUUCAUCUAAAGUGGCAGCUCCGGAUAAAUUGGGCCUGAGAUGCUCUGGCCGUCUUACUACCCGUCCACGUCCACCUAAGGACUGUGGUGACUGCAUCCUUGAGGUGGGGGCAGCGGUGGAUGUUUGGUGGUGUGAUGGUUGGUGGGAAGGUGUCAUCAUCGCUACUAACGUUUGUGAACCUGAUCACCUACUUAUUUACUUUCCUGGAGAAAACAGGUAUUUGACAGUUGAAAAAUCGCAUGUACGGACUGCCAAAGAUUGGAUCAACAGUUCAUGGGUGAACGCAAAGACAAGGCCUGAUAUUCUCUCUUACAUCUCCGCAACUUCAAACUCUUGCUUGAAUAAUUGUGCUAUGCCAACUAUUUCAGAAGUUGCUGAAGCCGAAGAAGAUGGACUUGACGCACCUGUCAAAGCCACACACGAUUAGGUCCACAGUCGUACAAGUAUUGAGAACAUUAUGGCAUGUAGGAGGUAUCCAAUGAAACAUACAUUUUUGAGGUCGAAUUGGUGAGCAAGUAGUUAAAGAUCGUGUAGGCGGAAAUGUAGGAAACGUAGUUGGAAAUAACAAGCAACGGAACUCUGGAAAAACGCCUCAGAUGAAGCCUUUUUCUUGGGUGUAAAACUCGAAUGCAAGUAAAUUCUGUUUUGUACAUACACUCAGAGUCUCAUUGAUUUA
Messenger RNA from Amaranthus tricolor (Joseph's coat), 2435 nucleotides. RefSeq lists its product as uncharacterized. The record is from RefSeq and is a predicted model, not a curated record. The transcript is spliced from 8 exons. Bases 330 to 2186 code for a protein of 618 amino acids. NCBI's taxonomy places the organism in Eukaryota, Viridiplantae, Streptophyta, Magnoliopsida, Caryophyllales, Amaranthaceae. Gene Ontology annotation, molecular function: chromatin binding.